CUUUUGUAUCACAUAUUAGAGGGUGUUGGCCAAACGUUGGACGUGAACGUGCGUGAUGGUUUGAAACAAACACCGUUGCAUUGCGCAGUGCGAAGGGGUAGUCUUGAGCAAACGAUCGCUCUUCUAGCGUUUGGAUGCGAUGUAAAUGCUGUCGAUGAAGAUGGCGAUACUGCGUUGCAUAUCGCCAUACAGGUACGUACACUUGAUUACGGAUCACUUUUGCACACUAUUUUGAUCAUUCAUUCGUGGAUUUUGAAAUAG
Molecule: messenger RNA, 261 nt
Organism: Anisakis simplex (herring worm)
Lineage: Eukaryota; Metazoa; Nematoda; Chromadorea; Rhabditida; Anisakidae
Source: the annotation of a GenBank genome assembly